AUGCGGAUCUGCGGUCUGAAGAAAAUCGAAGACAUAGGAAAAAUGACUGCUUUAUCUCAAGAGGAGAUUCUUCAGAACACAAAGACCGUCGUGCAAGGAUUGGACGCGCUGAAAGCCGAACACACGUCCAUUCGAAAUGGGUUGCUACAUUCUUUGUCGAUCCUGAAAGAAAGCAAUGAGGAAGCAAACGUGGUCGAAGAGAAAGCAGUCAUUCUAUUUCAUUUAUCCUUGUUGCUGUACGUUGAGGCGGAGAAGCAGAAACUUAAGGCGCAGGUGCGCAGACUGUGCCAGGAAAACGCGUGGCUGAGGGACGAGUUGGCCACCACGCAGCAAAGAUUGCAGCACAGUGAACAGAGCGUUGCACAGCUCGAGGAAGAAAAGAAGCAACUUGAGUUCAUGAACAGCAUGAAGCAGUACGACGUUGGGCAGACGGUACGAUGUUUAGUUUCUAAUAUUCAGUCGCUUCAGGACUUGGGGUUCGGUCCCGAAGACGAAGAUAACGAAACCAGCUCCGAAUACCCGAACCCCACCCCAGCCCAUUCCAUGGCAGCGUCAGCGACUGCCGGUUACGAGAUUCCUGCCAGACUUCGGACACUCCAUAACCUGGUCAUCCAGUACGCAUCGCAAGGUCGUUACGAAGUUGCCGUUCCGCUGUGCAAGCAAGCGUUGGAAGACCUUGAGAAGACCAGCGGUCAUAAUCAUCCCGACGUUGCGACCAUGCUGAAUAUCUUGGCUUUAGUGUACAGAGACCAAAAUAAAUAUAAAGAAGCAGCGAACCUGUUAAACGAAGCAUUGCAAAUACGGGAAAAAACGCUGGGAGAAAACCACCCCGCCGUGGCAGCUACGUUGAACAACUUGGCCGUGUUAUACGGAAAACGAGGAAAGUACAAAGAGGCCGAGCCUCUUUGUAAGCGAGCACUCGAGAUUCGCGAGAAGGUGCUCGGAUCGGAACACCCGGACGUCGCCAAGCAGCUGAACAAUCUGGCGCUGUUGUGUCAAAACCAGGGCAAGUACGAGGAGGUGGAGAAGUACUACAUGCGCGCUCUGAGCAUUUAUGAGACAAAGCUCGGACCGGAUGACCCAAACGUUGCCAAGACCAAAAACAACCUGGCUUCGGCAUACCUGAAACAAGGCAAAUACAAAGAGGCCGAGGUGUUGUACAAGCAGAUUUUGACAAGGGCGCACGAACGCGAAUUCGGCGCCAUCUCUGGCGAGAACAAGCCGAUCUGGCAAGUGGCCGAGGAGCGCGAGGAGAACAAGUACGCAAACCGCGAAAGCGCGCCGUACGCCGAGUACGGCGGCUGGCACAAGGCGGCCAGAGUCGACAGCCCGACCGUAACCACCACGUUGAAGAAUCUCGGCGCCUUGUAUCGACGACAGGGCAAGUACGAGGCUGCCGAGACUCUGGAGGAUGCCGCUCUGCGGGCUAAGAAUUCGUUUUGUCGUCGUCUAGAAAAUCAUAUGUCGUAUUCUUUGGCAUAG
Soboliphyme baturini is the source of this 1482-nucleotide messenger RNA. NCBI's taxonomy places the organism in Eukaryota, Metazoa, Nematoda, Enoplea, Dioctophymatida, Soboliphymatidae. The record is from the annotation of a GenBank genome assembly.